This is a messenger RNA of Aspergillus welwitschiae, 918 nucleotides long. RefSeq lists its product as uncharacterized. The record is from RefSeq and is a predicted model, not a curated record. The coding region runs from base 1 to 918 and encodes 305 amino acids. The transcript has 6 exons. Lineage: Eukaryota; Fungi; Ascomycota; Eurotiomycetes; Eurotiales; Aspergillaceae.
AUGGGCCCCAGCCCCAAGGGGAAGGAGAUGAUUGUGAUCGUCUCCGUCCUGGUCGGCCUCACGUGCUUGAGUAUGACCCUGCGGUUUGUUGCCAGGGUCAAGCGGCGCACUGGUUUUGGAGUAGACGAUUGUCUCUGCUUCGUGGCUGUUGUGCUGAUGCUGGGGAUGUUGAUCGAGCUGAUCUUGUGGUGUUCCAUCGGUGGUAACGGCUACCAUAUCUCUGAUCUAGAUACUAGGACCAUUGAGUUGUUCUAUCAAAUAUUCCUGUCCAGCCAAUUCACCUAUUUCGUCUUGACGCCUCUAAUCAAGAUCUCCUUCAUCUGUUUCUACCGCCGCCUCUUCACCACUAAACACUUCCUCCGCUUUACUUUGGGUCUGAAUAUCCUCAUUGCCGCAUGGUCUUCGGGUAUCUUCCUGGCCUGUGCAUUGCAAUGCCGCCCGCUCCGCGCAUACUGGGACAUCAAUGUCAAGGGACGCUGCUUCAGCGCGACCACUUACAUCAUUGUGAAUCAGGCGUUUAACGUCGUCAUGGACUUUGUCAUCCUCGCAGUCCCGGUACCCAUGAUCUGGAGACUGCAUCGCUCAUGGCAGGAUAAGCUGGCGUUGAACGCUGUUUUUGCCCUGGGCGGAUUCGUGUGCUUCGCUAGUAUUUAUCGAAUAAUAGUAUUAUUCUAUAUCGACUUGAAAGACGUGACAUAUACCAUCUACGACGCCACUCUAUGGACUCAUAUCGAGCCAUCCGUCGGGCUAGUCGUUUCCUGUCUCCCAAUCAUCCGCGGAAUGUUUCCACGAUGUACAUCGGCGGGUCAGAAGCAACGGACAAGUGUUUUGAUGGUCGGAAAGGACUACGAGGCGGGUGUGCAAUCAGUGGAAGGGCCUGUCAUCGGUCUGAAAAUGCGCUCGAGCUCGAAAAUAUAA